This is a messenger RNA of Aspergillus japonicus CBS 114.51, 703 nucleotides long. Its product is annotated as TMEM14 family protein. The transcript has 3 exons. Lineage: Eukaryota; Fungi; Ascomycota; Eurotiomycetes; Eurotiales; Aspergillaceae. The coding region runs from base 1 to 327 and encodes 108 amino acids. Gene Ontology annotation, cellular component: membrane. The record is from RefSeq and is a predicted model, not a curated record.
AUGGCUGAACACCCUUCUUUCACUCUCGCGGCUCUCUUGCCCGCCGGCGGCAUCGCCGGGUUCAUGCGAACGGGUUCUAAGCCCUCCUUGAUCGCAGGUGUGGGUUUGGGUCUUUCCUACGGAUUCGCUGGCUACCUUAUCAAGGAAAACAAGGACUACGGCACGGAGCUUGCGCUGGGAAACAGCAUCCUCCUGCUCGGCUCGGCCAUCCCGCGGAUCAUCAAGACCAAGGCCCGGGCUCCCAUGCCUCUGGUCCUCGGUGCCACCGGUCUGCUGGCGUCGUUCUACUAUCAGAAGAAGGUCCGGGAGUUCAGGUUUGGUGUUUGAUUCGCUGUGUUGGAUGAGAUGACUACCAAAGGCUUAGUUGCUAAGUUGAUGACGGGGUCUGUGGACGCCCUGUGUAUUUUUACUGAGAAUAAGAUGCUGUAUGUUAUCUGCUAGGCUGUUCUACUCGGGCUUGCGAUUAUUCGCACCGCAAUCUAGAUAGAUAACUGGCCCCCGACAGGAUUGGGGGUCCCUCUGAGCCAACCAUCGGCUAGUUCGAUGUUUGAGAUUCCCCUUAGUCGAGCGGUGAGAAGCUCUGCCAUGAUCUUCUGCUUUGAAUCAUUCGACAGAGCAUCAGACACAUCAUACCGAUAUACCGGGUCGAUGGUUGAUACUGUUUGCUUAGUCAGCGUGCUCAGCGUGAAUAAGUUAUGUAGCC